This is a messenger RNA of Fusarium subglutinans, 696 nucleotides long. Its product is annotated as kinase-like domain protein. The coding region runs from base 1 to 696 and encodes 231 amino acids. Lineage: Eukaryota; Fungi; Ascomycota; Sordariomycetes; Hypocreales; Nectriaceae. The transcript has a single exon. The record is from RefSeq and is a predicted model, not a curated record.
AUGUAUCUCAAAGUUUUGGACCCAGAAGAGCACGAGGUGUUGGCAAAUGAGCACGGCGCUUUACAGCUGGCACGACGCUAUACUCACAUUCCUCUACCUCGCCUGUUAGAUCUUGUAACAAAUGGUGGCCAUUCUUAUCUGCUUACCUCCCAAAUUCCGGGCCUACGUCUGGGGAUGUGUAUUGACGCGAUGAGUGACAGAGAGGUGAACUCGCUGGUUUACAACUUGCAGAAGUGCAUAAGAGAGCUGCGAGAAAUACCAAAAGAUGUUGCUCCUGACUAUAUGAUCACCAAUGCAGUCGGAAAGGCCUGUUUUGACUACCGCAUCAUCGCAGGGUCAGACUACGAUGAGGAGCGGGGAGAUCUUGCUGGCCCCUUUGUCGACGAGACCGAGUUCAACAAGGAACUCCCAGAUGGUGCAUUGCCUGAUGUGGCUCAUCGCAUCGGACAUAGGAUUUUCUUUUCACAUGCAGAUUUAAAUAUGCGGAAUGUUCUCAUACAUAACGGCAGGCUAUCGGGAAUUGUUGAUUGGGAAAACUCGGGAUGGUAUCCUGAGUGUUGGGACUAUACUAAUGCGUAUUUUACUACAAAGCUUCAUAAGCGGUGGCUAGGAAUUAUGGAUAGGGUGUUUAAGCCUCUUGGGGACUAUAAGAGCGAAUUGGCAAUCGAGCGCCAGAUUUUAGAAUACUGCUAUUAA